UGUGAAGUUUGCCGAACUCAGGAUAACCUGAAAAAAUUUUGUCACACUCCGAACUUUGGAUCCUUGUCAGUGAAAAAAAAAGAAAAUUACAACACAGUGGAAAAAAAUUAUCGUGUUUAUUGAAAAUGAAAGUAUGUAUAAAAUUGUACAGAGCCUAAACAAGGAGAGAUCGGGUAAUGGAGUUGUCCGCGGUUCGAUCAGUCCAAUUUACGAUUAUUGAUUUCGAUAAAUUUCGCAAUACCAGCCUUCGUAAUUUUGUGUUGUUACGGUGGUCUCGGUCCUCAUUCUCGUCGUCCCGGCGCAGUGGACAGUUUAGAGAAAGAGGUAAGAGAGAGUGAGCGAGAAAGGGAAAAUAAAGCGCCGGCCCCACGCGACCAACCACCAUAUUGCAUAAGGUUUUUCCGAGCGACUCGACUUAUCAUCUUUUCGUUCAGUGAAUUAUAUAUUUGGAAAUAAACAUAAAAAACCAUGUUGAGCUGUGGCAAAGUGAUUGGACAAUUGUCGAAAAUAACGAGACACGCGCAUCAAAAUUCGAUAAAUCAAACUUCAAAAAGUGUUGCUAUUAGUGGUCUAAACCAUUUGAGAUACACAACUGACUCCCAGAGUAAAAAACCCCUUAAACCCGCUGGCACAACUCUCAAAGCUGAGGAAUGCAUUCCAAAGGCAAAUCCUAAUGUUGCGAAGCAGACCACUCCAGCUGCUCCGGUAGCACCUAUUCCACCAGGAUGCCCUGUAACAGCAGACGGUACUCGACCUCCCCAUUGCGAAGAUAUUUGUGGCCCUAUACCACCACGACGACCGGGUGAUAAAGGACCGAAUUGGUUAUUACAGUAUUGGAAACAAUUAUUGGCUGCUUUAAUCAUUACUGGAACAGGGUUUUAUGUGUUGGAUCGUUCACAAGGGAAGGAAUCGACAACCACAACAAAAUCCAAAAAGAAGAAAGAAAAGGAAAAGGGGAGGAAACGAGAAAAAAUAAAAUCGCCUGCCACCUCAAGCUCUAUACCAUCCGAAGUUCCUUAUCUACUCAUAGGUGGUGGGACAGCAGCAUUUUCGGCAUUCCGAUCAAUCAAAUCACGUGAUCCUAAAGCUAAGGUACUUGUCAUAACGGAAGAAUCGACUCUUCCAUAUAUGCGACCACCUCUUUCCAAAGAACUUUGGUACAGUAAAGACAGAGUGGCAGCCGCGUUACUCAAUUUUAGACAAUGGAAUGGAACUCAGAGAAGUUUAUUUUAUGAGCCACCGGAAUUUUAUGCAAAAGUCGAGCAUCUUGCCGAGUCGGAUAAAGGUGGGGUGGCCAUUGCAUCUGGUUGGAAAGUCACAAAAAUAGAUCCGUAUAAAAAAAUAGCUGUUCUCGAGGAUGGUUAUGAAAUAAAGUACGACAAGUGUCUCGUAGCUACGGGAGCUUUACCAAAGAAUCUCCCAGUUUUUGAGGCUGCCGAUGAUGUAGCAGCAAGCAAAAUCAUUGCUUUCCGGACGAAAGAAGAUUUCCUGGACUUGGAAGAGAACGUCAAUAAAUCCGAUGUUCAAAACAUUGUUAUUAUCGGGGGUGGAUUCUUAGGAUCAGAACUGGCGUGUUCACUGGCACGCAAUCUUGAGGGAACGACGAAACGGGUUUAUCAAGUAUACAAGGAGAAGUAUAUCAUGGCACAAGUCUUGCCAGAAUAUCUUAGUGAAUGGACAACUCAUCGAGUCUCAAUGGAAGGUGUCAUUUGCACUCCAAAUACUGAAGUUAAGGAUUAUGAGAUUAAAAACGGACAGCUCAAUCUUAUUCUAACAAACAAUAAAACUCUUCCAGCCGAUCAGAUAAUUGUGGCUGUGGGAGUCGAAGCGAAUACGGAACUGGCUGAUUCUUCGGAUUUGGAAGUUGAUCCUGUGACAGGUGGUUAUCUCGUAAAUGCAGAACUCGAAGCACGCAGCCAUCUGUGGAUUGCCGGUGAUGCGGCUUCUUUCUACGACGUUAGACUCGGUAGAAGAAGAAUCGAGCACCAUGAUCACGCGGUGAUUUCCGGAAGACUGGCCGGUGAAAAUAUGACGGGCGCGGGCAAGCCAUAUCUUCAUCAAUCCAUGUUCUGGUCGGACUUGGGACCGGAAGUCGGUUACGAAGCGAUAGGAAUCGUCGACUCAACACUGCCGACUGUUGGAGUAUUCGCUAAAGCGACAGAAAACGACACACCUUUGGCGGCUGUAUCAGCAUCGAACGAAGUAAUGAGAUCGGCCAGUGAAGAAAAAUCGCACGAAGAGCAUAGAGCUAAUGAGAAAAACGAGUCGCAAAAGCAGGAAAUCCCCAAUUCCGGAAACCUCGAAGUCAACAAGGGUCAAACUUCCGAAGACAAACCAAUCACGGAGGUUACGACCGAACAGUGUCCCGAGAAAAUUGAGGAGAUUAAAAAACUCGACGACUACGGGAAAGGCGUUAUUUUUUACCUCAAAAAUGAUGUCGUCGUUGGAAUCGUUUUAUGGAACAUAUUUAAUAGAAUGUCGAUAGCCCGACAGGUCCUAGCGAGGGGGACGAAAUACGAUGACCUCAACGAAAUAGCAAAAUUAUUUACAAUUCACGAUGAUUGAUCAUCCGAGUGGUGACACUCCGUGGAGUGUGUCUGAGUUAAUUCCGACAAAGCUACCCACUCGCUCAGUCACUGUUCUGUACAUAUUUGAAUCAUUUCUACGGUCAAUUCCUGUACGCGAAGCGUCACGUGAGCAUAGAAAACUGAAGUAUAAAAUGAGAGAAAAAAGCACGUCUAAUGCUAAUAAUUCUUUCAACGCAACAUGAAGCGUCUUGAGAGAUUAAUGGCGCGUUAGUUAUCAGAAACCGUAACUCAAAAUGAAUUGGCAUGAGUUAAAAAAUUACGCGCAUCCAAAAGGUCACGCGUAGUCUCACUCGAACCGUACAAACAAACGAAACAAGUUAAUGUGCAUUUAUCACGCCUGUUAAGGUCCACACGUUUACAUUGUUGAAACAAAAAGAAUAUUAAAUGAAACGAUAUUACUGAGAAA
Messenger RNA from Venturia canescens, 2994 nucleotides. It is a transcript of the gene AIF, whose product is annotated as Apoptosis inducing factor. Bases 469 to 2565 code for a protein of 698 amino acids. Gene Ontology annotation, biological process: apoptotic process; mitochondrial respiratory chain complex assembly. Lineage: Eukaryota; Metazoa; Arthropoda; Insecta; Hymenoptera; Ichneumonidae. Gene Ontology annotation, molecular function: protein dimerization activity; FAD binding; NAD(P)H oxidase H2O2-forming activity. The transcript has 12 exons. Gene Ontology annotation, cellular component: cytoplasm; mitochondrion. The record is from RefSeq and is a predicted model, not a curated record.